AUGCUAACCAAAGACCAGUUCGUUCAGGGUCUAGAGCCGCUCAGAUGUGGUAUCUGUCUGGACGACUAUAGUACCGAGCACGUCCCUGUGCAACUUCCGUGUGGCCACAUCUUCGGAGAUCACUGCAUCGUCAAGCAAGUCGAGGCUGAAAUGCCCAACAACAAUCGAUGUCCACUAUGCCGCCAAGAGCUUUUCCACCAGGAAGAUACACAUGUAUACAUCAGCGACGACUCGGAAUGGGGCGAUGCCGAUGACGAAAACGAGGAGGAAGAAUGGGAUUUUGAUGAAGAGAGAUAUCAGGAGACUCUUGCCGGGCUUCUUCAGGACAGCGAGCCAGCGCCCAGUGCACUCCGCGCUGAGACCAUCGCCACGACUAGGAGGGAGCGCCUCAAUCGCCAGCGGGAAUUCAGAGAGCAUGCCGAGCGCAGGCGAGAUGGGGGCAGGGUAACCAUCCCGAAGCUCCCCGGACGCACCCGCACCUACAACCAGAUCGAAGCAUCUGAUGUAGAAACGGAUGCAGACUGGUCCGGAUCUGAGUACGAGCCAGAGGAGGACAACGACCCAGCCGAUGAAUGUGAGGAGUAA
Molecule: messenger RNA, 585 nt
Organism: Alternaria conjuncta
Lineage: Eukaryota; Fungi; Ascomycota; Dothideomycetes; Pleosporales; Pleosporaceae
Exons: 3
Coding region: 1-585 (194 amino acids)
Biological process (GO): protein ubiquitination; interstrand cross-link repair
Cellular component (GO): nucleus
Molecular function (GO): ubiquitin protein ligase activity
Source: RefSeq, a predicted model, not a curated record